CCGCGUUACUGUAAGCGGAUAUUGACGACAUUAGCCUGCGGUGCCAAUCUCAGUCUGGACCCAAAUCUCACGACCACCUCACCUCACAAGACAAGAAUCUCUCCUGUCUACUCUACUCACGCGUCAAGAACAAAAAAGUCACAUCUCUCUGUCACCAAUGCAGACCACAGACAUGGCCUAAAACACCACUGUUCACCAGCAAUCCCACUCUGAACUCCAGAUCCACCCCAAGGGUCCAGAAACAACCCGCGACCACCACCGCAUCCACCUCAACCACCCACCACCACAACCUCACAAUCCACACACCCUCACAAUGUCCUUCCCCGCCUUCGGCGCCUUCCUCCUCGCCCUCCUGGCAAUAAUUCUCAUCUCCGCCAUCGCCUGGAUCAUCUUCAUCCACCUCCGCGCGCGCCGUCUUGGCCUCCCCACCCCAACACUAACCUCCUACAACCCCUUCGCCUCGCGCUCCUCCUACACCCCGCAAGCGCGCACCGGCGGUCUAAUUGGGUGGAUCUCCGAUAAAUUCCGGAACAUCCGCGCGCGCCGCUCGCGCACCGCAGGGGGCGCAUACGAGGAGCCUCUUGGUGCUUACGGCGGCGGCGGCGGCGCUGGGGGAGGCGGAGCGAGAAGCGGGUUUGGGGCCUUAGAUCCGGAUGAGGCGUGGGAUGCGAGGGUGGGGAAUGAGGCGGAUUAUUAUAGGGAGGAGCAGGAGGUGGGGUUGCAUGCUGAGACGGGGUAUGGUGGUGCUGGGGGAGAGGAGAGGGGAAGGACGAGGGGGAGGAGGGGAGACGAGGGGCCGUAUGGAGGGGAGCAGGGGGAGUUGGAUAGGAGGUAUGAGGAGGAGAUGGCGGGGCAGCAGACGGGGGUGACGAAGAAGAGUGAGAGUCGGAAUCCGUUUGAUGAUAGUGCGGCGGUGGGGACGAGUUUGAGAGGCGUUAGUCCGAGGCCGGAUAAGAGCGGGGAGAAUGAAGGGUUGGGGGGGGAUCCGGACAGUCCGACGGGGAAGAGGAGUUCGUUUAGGGAGGUGAUGUAGGAUUUUUACGGUGGAUUGGGGGGGCUUCAUUGCUUGGCGUUGGUUUGGUGUGGAACUAUGGGCAAAACGGGGUAUGGCUGGAUGGGAAAGGCUAUGGUUUUAUUCUGAUUGAUGGGGAGCAGUGGUCUUUAGGUGAUGAUAAAUAGCGGAGUCAAGGUGCUGGUAAUGGACUUCUGGCUUGGCUAUGGCUUUAUGAUGUCUCUUUUCUAGCAUCUACUCAUUGCCGCGGAGUGGGACAGUAGUGUCUUCUACUUCCCAAUCAAACAUUAUCACAUUACACAUAGGCACAUCACAAUCCACAAACAUCAAUCAAAGUAUUCAAU
Pseudogymnoascus verrucosus is the source of this 1356-nucleotide messenger RNA. RefSeq lists its product as uncharacterized. The record is from RefSeq and is a predicted model, not a curated record. Bases 314 to 1033 code for a protein of 239 amino acids. NCBI's taxonomy places the organism in Eukaryota, Fungi, Ascomycota, Leotiomycetes, Thelebolales, Thelebolaceae. The transcript has a single exon.